UUAAACGUAUUUAUUUUUUUAACAAUUGUUAGUUAUGUUUUUUAGUUAUGUCAUCUAGUGAGAAAUGUUACUUUUAUCGAUGGAAUAUUUACUCGGUGAGAAGCUCGUCAUGAAACAGCUGAUUGUCACACCUUGAAGGCGGGCGAUUCAGACGUAUUUAAAACCGAAAGUUAUGUUUUGCUCUUUCAACCCGAAUAAUGUACGGCCGUGCUGCUUUUAACAAACUUCUCCGAAGAAGAACCUGCCAAAAAGUUUACGUGAGGGCUUUCGAGGAGUUUGCCUGCGACACAACCACCAAACACAAAGGCUUAGUUCUAGGGGCCUACGAUGGAUGUCAUGUAGGUGAAUACAGGUUGACUCAUACAGCAGAGAAGUUUGAUAUUGAAGUUGGAGGGCGAUUGUCUGAUUUAUUGAAAACAUCCGGCAUUAAAUUGGGAGAAUGCGUCGUUUACAACAACCUCAGUCCGGAGUUUUACGCGAUAGCUGUCGCCGGUCUCGGUCUCGAAGGUCUCGGCUACAACGAGAUUGAAUGUAUAGAAGAGUGCAAGGAAAAUAUAAGAAUCGCUGCGGGGACGGCGUGCAGCACACUCCAGGAUAACCAUAACAUCACCACGAUCAUGGUCGAAGAGUUCACGAAUCCGGAAGCAGCAGCAGAAGGUUCCAGUUUGUCCAUCUGGAGGUACCAAGAGCAGAAGGCGAUUGCAAAGAGAAAGCUGGAACCCAACCUGGAAAUGUACGACGCCCCUGAUCGCGAAUCCUGGGGGCGGGGAAUCAUCAAGGGAGAAUCACAGAACUAUGCCCGAUACCUCGAAGAAAGCCCCGCAAACAUCAUGACUCCUUCUGAUUUUGCCAGAUCUGCAAUCAAUACGCUUUGCCCUUGUGGAGUGGCCGUCGAGGUAAGAGAUCGACCGUGGCUAGAAGAAAAAAAUUUGUGUACUUUCCUCAACAUGGCCAAAGGUUCUUCGCAGCCGCCCUUGUUGCUUGAGUUGAGCUACUGCGGAGGUGCUGAAGACGACAAGCCCGUCAUGCUAAUAGGCAAAGGCAUAACGUUCAGUAGUGGAGGACUUUGUCUCAAAGAUUGCAACCACAUGGAUCAGUACAGAGCAGACAUGGCAGGCGGAGCAGUGAUAGUGGGCGUGUUGAAAGCCCUGGCUCUUCUUGGCACGCCGCUCAACGUGACAGGCUUGGUCCCUCUUUGUGAAAAUAUGCCUGGCGGCAUGGCCGCCAAGCCAGGAGAUACGAUAGUCGGCCGGUUGGGGAAAACAAUCAAGAUCGAAAACACAGAUAAGGAAGGACAGGUCGUUUUGUCGGAUGUACUACACUUCUCGGGGACUCACAAGCCGUGCCUCGUCAUCACCAUUGGGACACUUUCUGGUGCUACCAGACACGCCCUAGGAUCAAGCGCUUCCGCAGUCUUUUCGACGUCAGAUGUCGUCUGGCGCGAAAUGGCGAGGGCUGGAGCCGAAAGUGGUGACAGGGUGUGGAGGCUGCCCCUCUGGAAACACUACUACCGAAAGAUAACACGCUCUCCGGACGUUGACUUGAGCAACGUUGGCCACGGAAUCGGAGGGGAUCCUUGCGUGGCCGCUUCUUUCCUCCUCGAGUGCGCGCCACCCGUUGAUUUCCUCCACAUAGACAACACCGGCACAGGGAUGGAAGCUGGAAGCAUAUCGCCGCCUUACCUAAGGCAGGGAUUCAUGACCGGCCGACCCACACGUACAAUCAUACAGUUCCUGCAGCAAAUAGCGUGCCCGAACGACAGACCGUCUCCUUGCUGAACACGCCUGUUGUGCGGUUCGGUCGAGAAAUAUAAAUAAAUACAUACGUAUUUCAA
Molecule: messenger RNA, 1834 nt
Organism: Cimex lectularius (bed bug)
Lineage: Eukaryota; Metazoa; Arthropoda; Insecta; Hemiptera; Cimicidae
Product: cytosol aminopeptidase-like
Exons: 10
Coding region: 198-1778 (526 amino acids)
Biological process (GO): proteolysis
Cellular component (GO): cytoplasm
Molecular function (GO): metalloaminopeptidase activity; manganese ion binding
Source: RefSeq, a predicted model, not a curated record